This is a messenger RNA of Neopsephotus bourkii (Bourke's parrot), 1972 nucleotides long. RefSeq names its product F-box protein 4 (gene FBXO4). The transcript is spliced from 7 exons. Gene Ontology annotation, biological process: SCF-dependent proteasomal ubiquitin-dependent protein catabolic process; protein polyubiquitination. NCBI's taxonomy places the organism in Eukaryota, Metazoa, Chordata, Aves, Psittaciformes, Psittacidae. The record is from RefSeq and is a predicted model, not a curated record. Bases 11 to 1174 code for a protein of 387 amino acids. Gene Ontology annotation, cellular component: SCF ubiquitin ligase complex. Gene Ontology annotation, molecular function: protein binding.
GCUUGGUGCGAUGGCGGCUGGUGGAACGGCAGAGAGGGGCGGGUUGGAGGGUGCUGUGCGAGGUCGUUUUCGUAUCCUUAGGGAACGAUGGAGGCGAGGGACCCGAGAAGGCGGCGCUGCCGCCGCAUUCGCGGGUCUUUCGCCUCCUUCAUUCCCGGAGGAGGCGGAGAAGGUGAGCGCCUUGCAGACACUGCCGAUAGACGUGCAGCUGAACAUCAUGUCCUAUCUCUCGCCACAAGACUUGUGCCAUUUGGGAAGCACGAGUUGUUACUGGAGGGCUGCUGUGCAAGAUCCAUUGUUAUGGAGGUAUUUUCUCCUGAGGGAUCUCCCUUUUUGGACAUCUGUUGAUUGGAAAUCACUCCCAGAUGUCGAGAUUUUUAAUAAAGCCUUUUCAGAAGUCAGCGAUAAUGCACUGUAUGAUUACAUGGCAGUAUACAAAAAAUGCUGUCCCCAGAGCAGAAGAAAUUUGAAAUCAAGCCGUCCCCGGUAUGGGGCUGUCACUUCCUUUUUGCAAUCACUGGUCACUCAGGUAGAACCUCGCUUUGCUAUGUUUGGGCCAGGUUUGGAAGAGUUUGACGACUCUUUAGUACAAAAGAUGAUGACAUGCCCAGAAAUUCUGCUGCUGGCUGGCCUACCUCAAAGGCAAAUUCAUGGAAUUGGAUCAGGAGUCAGUUUUCAGCUUAAUAACAAUCAAAAAUUCAAUAUUCUGACAUUGUAUUCAACCACCAGUGUGGAAAGGAGGAGAGCAAAGGCAGAGCAAGCUGUUGCUGUGAAUAAGAUGUUCUACCAAGAGAACAGCAUCAUAGGGAACCAGCAAGCCGUGCACUACAGUGUAAUAGCUCAAGUUAAAAAGGUGUGCGAAGUAGUGGAUGGAUUCAUAUACGUUGCUAAUGCAGAAGCUCAUAAAAAGCAUGAUCGUCAAGAGGAACUGGCUCAUAUUUUGGCAAUGAUUGAUCCAGCCCUCGGGCCUCCAAACAGACCUCUGCUGGUUUUGUCUUGUGUCUCUCACACUGAUGUGAAAAGAAUUCCGUGUGUUUACGUGGCACAUCAGUUGCAACUAAAUCUGCUACAUCAGCCCUGGAUGGUGCAGGACACUGUAGCUGCAACUUUAGCUGGAUUGCUAAAUGGAAUUGAGUGGCUCCUGGAAGAGGCAAAUUGUAAAAAUGCACAGUAAUGGAACUGUGUACUGUUUUACUGCAUAGAGGUUUUGUGUCCUGACAGAGCACUGUUGGAGAUUUUAAAGACAAACCUGCAUGUAUUUCUCUGCACAUACUUUAAUAUUCUUCCAACUGUAGUUCUGAAUUAGAAGUACAAGUAGGAUUACCUGGAUUCCAGCAGCUGAUGCAGAAGUUAUUUGGGGGGCACUCUGGGUGUUCUGGUUUCUUCUUUCUUUCAAGAUGGGGCAUUUAAGAUUCAAUCUCAGUAUAUCUGAUAAUCUAAUCUCUUCUGUAAGUAUACAUAACACUAUGGCACAUGUCGCUCAUUUAGUAAAUACUUCUGGUGGAGAUCUUGACAGCGACGGUUCCCAACCAAAGAAGAUGUACUGUAUGUUGUAUGGUGAUAGGUUGAAAGAAAUACUCUAUCUCUUUCAAAAGAGUAAAUUCCCAUGUAUUUUUUUUCCAGAAACAAUACCAAGACAAGAAAUAGCACCUACACAAUAAGUUAUUCCAGACCAAAAUUCUUAGAAGUAAACAAACAAGGUACCAUAUAUGAGUUGUUUGUGGUAUUAUUUAAUAACCAACCACAAAAUACUUCAACUGAUACUCUGUUUUCUGUUUCAGUGAAAUUACUAGCUUGAACCUUUGAUGUAAUGAGAAAAUGUUGAAUAGAAUUGUUAGUACUUCAGGAAAUUUAUUGAAUACAUAGGACCUAUCAGUUAUUUGAAUAGUUGUGAGUUGAAAUUUUCUAUGCGGUUACAAGUACUUUUAUAAAAAGGACAACAUUUUAGAGCUGGAAUUGCAUUUUUUAUGUU